Molecule: messenger RNA, 729 nt
Organism: Phialemonium atrogriseum
Lineage: Eukaryota; Fungi; Ascomycota; Sordariomycetes; Cephalothecales; Cephalothecaceae
Product: riboflavin synthase
Exons: 2
Coding region: 1-729 (242 amino acids)
Biological process (GO): riboflavin biosynthetic process
Molecular function (GO): riboflavin synthase activity
Source: RefSeq, a predicted model, not a curated record
AUGUUCACAGGGAUCGUCGAGGAGAUCGGCGUCGUCGCCGAGCUCACCACCCUCCCGGGCCCGACUGGCGGCACGACCCUGAUCAUCCACCUUCCGCCGCAGUCCCAGCUCCUCUCCGACGCCCACGAGGGCGACAGCAUCGCCGUCAAUGGUGUCUGCCUGACCGUCACCGCCUUCAGCGCCUCGCCCUCCUCCUCGCCCGCCGCCUUCACGACGACCAUCGCCCCCGAGACCCUCCGGCUGACCGACCUGGGCGCCCUCACGGCCGGGUCGCACGUCAACCUGGAGCGAGCGGUGCGCGCCGACACGCGCAUGGGCGGGCACUUUGUGCAGGGCCACGUCGACACCGUCGCGACCGUCGCGCGCCUCGCCCCCGACGGGGACGCACUCACCGUGCGGCUCGCGCCCCGCGACCGCGCCGUCAUGCGAUACAUCGUCUACAAGGGCUUCGUCGCGCUCGACGGCACCAGCCUGACCAUCACUGCCGUCGACGACAACGAGGGCUGGCUCGAGGUCAUGCUGAUCGCCUACACCCAGGAGCGCGUCGUCCUGGCGGGGAAGAAGGUCGGCGACACGGUCAACAUCGAGGUGGACAUGAUGGCCAAGUAUGCCGAGAAGACGCUGACCGGCUAUCUGACCGGUCUGGACGGCGGUGCUGGAGGUAUCCCGCUGCUGGAGAAGAUCGUGGAGAAGGUCGUGGCUCGGAGGUCUGGCGACAAGGCAGCGUAG